Messenger RNA from Lingula anatina, 822 nucleotides. RefSeq lists its product as uncharacterized. NCBI's taxonomy places the organism in Eukaryota, Metazoa, Brachiopoda, Lingulata, Lingulida, Lingulidae. The record is from RefSeq and is a predicted model, not a curated record.
AUGGCGCCCGGCAGCCGGAGGCACAUCUACGCUGUCAAUGCCCAGAAUUACACCGGGCAGUUUGGUAAUUUUAUGACGCACCUUUUACAGUAUGGUAUCCCAAAAGAAUCCAUUCAAGAAGUCUUACAUAAUUUCUGCGAUGGCUAUUUAAAAGCACCAACUGCUGCUGAGUUCGAAACGGAAUACAAAAAGGAAAUAUGUGAUAUGAUCAAUAGGCUGAACGAAGAAGAUGAAGACUCGCAGACAGAGAAAGAUUUGCUUCUUGUUUGUAAACGUACGCUGCAACUUCUUGGUAAUGGAGAGUGUAUAGCCAUCACAGGGAUUGAUCCGAAUGGCAAAGCUUUCCCCCUGCCUGACGACUUCGGGUACUUCAGUCCAGAAUGCUUACGAGAAUGGUGUUGGAAUGAUUCGUACGAACCCUUUGAAACCUCGGAGGAGCCGUGGUAUGCUUAUGAAAAAACUGAGGAUCCUCUUCCCGAGCUUUUAGGCUCAACGGAAGUGUAUUGUAACUGGUUAAAUGACUGGGAACCUUUUGAUUUUGAAAUAGAAGGAGAAGCAGCAUGGGAGAUUCUUCCCACGAACGUUAUUCAAAAUGAUGAACUCACACCGGAGCAAAUUGAAAUUAUCAAAUUUCGUGAGCAGCGAUCAGAUUUGACGGAUCCAGUUCGUAUGGCUAACCGCCGAAAGAGGCUCGCAAAGUAUUUUAUGGAGAAAUAUAAUUGGGAUGAAUCUCACUUAAAGCCGUAUGAAGAGUGGGCAGAACGACUUGAAGAGAACGAAAAUAUGUUAGCUGAAUUAUCUCAGCUGUCAUGACGAUAACCA